Molecule: messenger RNA, 662 nt
Organism: Ahaetulla prasina
Lineage: Eukaryota; Metazoa; Chordata; Lepidosauria; Squamata; Colubridae
Gene: PROK1
Product: prokineticin 1
Exons: 5
Coding region: 1-468 (155 amino acids)
Source: RefSeq, a predicted model, not a curated record
AUGAUUUUAAGAUUUUUGGGUUGGGCUGAGCUUCGUUUGCAACCAUUGGAAGAACAUAGACAGAUUGGAGGAUGUCCAGAAGAUAGCAGCCAAUAUGGCCUGGAAGAAAAAAGUAAAUAUGAGGGAUCAUUAGAGGAAAAACAUAGACAGAUUGGAGGAUGUCCAGAAGAUAGCAGCCAAUAUGGCCUGGAAGAAAAAAGUAAAUAUGAGGGAUCAUUAGAGGCCUGUGAAAGAGAUCUGCAGUGUGGAAGUGGAACAUGUUGUGCCAUCAGCUUGUGGCUCCGUGGGCUUCGUAUGUGCACCCCAUUGGGACUUGAAGGAGAUGAAUGCCACCCUAUUAGCCAUAAGGUCCCUUUCUUCGGAAAACGGCAACAUCAUACCUGUCCUUGUUUGCCAAAUCUCAUAUGCUCUAAAUUCAUUGAUGGUCGAUACCGAUGCUCAAUAGACUUCAAGAACAUGGAUUUUUAAUGAAAAGUGCUUUGUGACCUUCAUACCUUUAAAUCCACAGCAUGUUAAAAAGUGUUGAAGAUAAUUGUCAGUUUACACAAAUGACUUAAAUGGGCUGUCAGUAAUUAGUAACUUCUGGAUGUGCAGAUAUUGUUCCUGUAAAACAAAUGAAGAGAUUCCAGAACUGGGAUUAAAAAUGUAAACUUGCAGAAUGA